ACCACCCUCCCCCACUCCUGCCCCUACAAAACUUGCUGUGCUUGUAGUUCACUGUCAGUAACUUGCCCGUUUAUUUUUUUCUCUCAUUCUCAGUUUUCUUAGUCAUUUUCCAUCCCCUUGAUUUUGCAAAACUAUUUUUUAGGUUAUAACAUCCUCCCAACCUUAUUCUUCAGAGCAAAGAAUUGGGGAAACAGACUUUUCUCCCCCUGAUCUGAGACCAUUCCACGCGUUGAAGGGCAGCCAGCAACAUAUGCUUUUCGUAAGAAUAAUUGAAAACCUCAACUAGACAGCAUAGAAUUCUUUUGAAAGUCUGCCAGUUAUUUGAAGCAAAUUCAGCAAAGGAACAACAUAUAGCAUUCAAUAUCUUAAUCUUUAUAGUUGCCUUCUUAGGACUUGGUCUCUAAUUUUAUUUUUGGUUAUUCUGAUACAAAGUUGACUUAAUAAGUGGCUUUUUGUGUCUGACCAGAUAAGAUUUGACUUCAGUGAGAACCUAAGUGCUAACAAACACAUUCCACCAAAUCAACCUGCUCUCACUUCACAUUUAUUUCAGAUUCGCUUAACGCCUUGAACCAUCCACUGUCAUACUAUUGUCCGAAAGAGGGUGCACUUGAUUGCCAUUUUGCUUUCAAUAUGACAGCUGUCAAUGUCGCUCUAAUUCGAGAUACCAAGUGGCUGACUUUAGAAGUUUGUAGAGAAUUUCAGAGAGGAACUUGCUCUCGAGCUGAUGCAGAGUGCAGGUUUGCCCAUCCGCCAAGAGUUUGCCAUGUGGAAAAUGGCCGUGUGGUGGCCUGUUUUGAUUCUCUAAAGGGUCGGUGCACUCGAGAGAACUGCAAGUACCUCCACCCUCCACCCCACUUAAAGUCGCAGCUGGAAAUUAAUGGGAGGAACAAUCUGAUUCAACAGAAGACUGCCGCAGCCAUGUUCGCCCAGCAGAUGCAGCUUAUGCUCCAAAACGCUCAGAUGUCAUCUCUUGUAAGUUAUGGCAGAGUCUUUGAAAACUGCCAGUUCAUGUGGAGUAUUCGGGUUGCUGUAUGA
Molecule: messenger RNA, 1035 nt
Organism: Peromyscus eremicus (cactus mouse)
Lineage: Eukaryota; Metazoa; Chordata; Mammalia; Rodentia; Cricetidae
Gene: Mbnl3
Product: muscleblind like splicing regulator 3
Exons: 2
Coding region: 631-1035 (134 amino acids)
Molecular function (GO): metal ion binding
Source: RefSeq, a predicted model, not a curated record